Molecule: messenger RNA, 1888 nt
Organism: Bradysia coprophila
Lineage: Eukaryota; Metazoa; Arthropoda; Insecta; Diptera; Sciaridae
Product: excitatory amino acid transporter 3-like
Biological process (GO): L-glutamate transmembrane transport
Cellular component (GO): plasma membrane
Molecular function (GO): neutral L-amino acid transmembrane transporter activity; glutamate:sodium symporter activity; L-glutamate transmembrane transporter activity
Source: RefSeq, a predicted model, not a curated record
ACACAUUCGGAUCGUUUAAUUGCUAUGUGAGCAAUUUAUAUUGCCACCGAGAUAAACGUUUUUGGUAAUAAAAUAUCAAUAAUCCACAACAACUCAAUGUUAGCGUGGCAAGAACUCUUUCUUAAUGAUUCACGAUAAUCACUUAUCUAUAUUGUCGGUUAAGAUAUUUACUUUUUGUGCGGAAAAUAAAAUAUUAUUUUAGCAGCUUACGUACUGUAAGACAUUCGGAGUAGUACAGUGGAUGAGGUUGCGUGUGCUAAGCUGAAUUUAAUAUAAAACUUCAGUCGUUGCGUAUCGUAUAAAACUAUAGAAUCGUUUUUGUGUUUGCCUAUCUUUAAGAUCUAACUUCAAAGAAAGCGACCGGAAUUGAUAAAAAAAUAAACUAAACGAACUGAUCAAACAGAAAAGAAAUGACUAACAAACGAGUGAAAUGCAUGUCGUGCAUGCGUACAAAUUUACUGACAAUCCUCACCCUGAUUGGUGUUGUGGUAGGUAGUGUAUUAGGUAUUAUCUUAAGGUCGACCAGAGAUGGAACGUGGACGGAACGCGAAGUGGUUUAUAUUCAAUUUGUCGGAGAUCUAUUCCUGAGAAUAUUGAAAGGUCUAGUUCUCCCAUUGAUUGUGUCGACGCUGAUAGCUGCGAUCGGGACUCUUGAUCUAUCAGUGUCCGGAAAAAUGGCGAGAGUAGGUGGCACUUACUAUGUAAUAACAACGACCAUAGCUAUUAUUUUGGGAAUAGUGCUUGCAGUGACCAUAAAACCUGGUGCUAAUCGAAGCAGUGAUUCAGGAAAUCAACCAGAAAUCAGUGUUAGAAAUGUGACGACUGUAGACACUUUGCUGGAUUUGGUGAGGAAUAUGUUUCCACCGAAUUAUGUGCAGGCAUGUACUCAACAAUACCAAACAGUCCUUACAGCGCCUGCCGGCUAUGACGAACCUGAUAUUUACAAAUGGAAAAUGGGUGAGGACUAUGUAGAUUCAAUGAAUAUAAUUGGCUGUGUUGUAGCAGCUGUAGCUUUUGGAAUAGCAAUCAGUUCACUCAAAGAACAGGCAAUUCAUGUGCAACAAUUCAUCAACGAUUUCAGUGUCAUCAUCAUGAAAAUCACAUCUUGGGUGAUAUGGCUGUCACCUGUCGGUGUACUGUUUUUGAUUUGUGCCAAGCUGAUAGAAAUUGACGAUUUGGCAGUAUUGGUGGGACAGCUUGGAUUAUACUUCGUCACCGUAUUGGGUGGAAUUCUUUUCCACGGAUUUGUCAUACUUCCGAUUCUUUACUUUCUGGCAGUUCGUAAAAAUCCAUAUAUAUUGGUCAGGAAUAUGGGUCAGGCUAUUGCAACUGCAAUCGGUACGUCGUCUAGUUCAGCUACACUUCCCGUGACUAUUCGCUGCAUGGAAGACUUUCACGGAGUCGAUAAGCGUGUUACACGAUUUAUAUUACCUAUUGGCGCAACAAUUAACAUGGAUGGCACAGCAUUGUACGAAGCUACAGCCGCAAUAUUUAUAUCACAGUUACGUGGCAUGUCGUUAAGUUUUGGCCAGGUAAUUGCCGUUGCUAUUACGGCUACAGCAGCUAGUAUAGGCGCAGCAGGUAUACCACAAGCAGGGCUUGUCACGAUGGUCAUGGUAUUGGAUACCAUUGGAUUGCCAGCUGAGGACGUUAGUUUAAUUAUUGCUGUUGAUUGGUUGCUGGAUCGCUUUAGAACUGUGGUAAAUAUUAUGGGUGACGCAUAUGGAGCUGCAAUCAUAGCACAUUAUGCUAAAGACGAAUUGGCACAAAUUGAAGUGGAGCCGGAAGAGUCGCAUCAAAAGUCUAAUGGGGAGUUAACUUCGGUAAACGAUACUGGGUUGUGAAUGUUGCAAGUGAAAUUCUUUGUUAUUAAACGAAAUGAUUUUAG